CAGUUACCAUAGCAACAGUCCAACUCUAGGUAACUUUGCCACGUGACGUCCCGUGAAUGGCCGACCAAAAAAAACAUUAGCGAAACUCUACACCUCCGUUUUAAUCAUUAAAACACGUUUAAUUUAGUUUGGAAUAGCAACGGGACGUCAAACAGUGUAUCUGGUUCAGUAAAUGUCAUUUUAGUGACAUAUGCUGUUACUCUUUCGGAGUUUUCUUUUCCUUGGUUCGUUGUUGGUCGCACAGCAGCGGACGUAGUAUAACAUACUUGUUUACUUUAGCUGGAAUGCUAGCUAGCUAGAUAAGCUAUGUCCUGGUGUUCUGGAAAAGCAGUCAACUUUUGUAUUGUUUUACUCGAAAAGUAAAUAACGUUAAUCCUUGGGUUAAGACAGAGUCUUUGGCUUGCUGCAGUAUCGCUUGAGGCAAAGAUGAUCGAGGUGGUGGCCUCCAUGGCCCGAGGCCCCGUGUUUCUGGCUGGGGAGCUGAUGGAGUGUCUUAUAACAUUUACCAAUCCGAUGUCCCACCUCUCCACCUCUGCCAGCAGUGAGAUGCUAGCAUGGGCCAGUGCCCAGAUCCACUGCCAGUUUCAUGCCAGUGAGAGCAGAGUGGCCCUGCCGGCCCAGGGCAACAAACAAGACGUCCAGGCGGAGAGCGACACGGUGCUCAUCCCAAGCAGAGGAGAGCGAGGGCAGUGUGUGCUGGACACACCACCCAAGAUACUAUUCUGUGACCUGUGCCUGGACCCCGGAGAGAGCAAAACAUAUUCAUACAGUGAGAUUGUGCCCGUAGAUGGCCCUCCUAGUUUCCGUGGUCAGGCGGUGAAGUAUGUCUACAAACUUACAAUCGGCUGCCAGAGAGUCAACUCUCCCAUCAAACUUCUCAGAGUUCCCUUCAGAGUGCUGGUUCUGCAAGGCAUGCCAGACCCUCCAUUUCCCCAGGAUGAGGAGGUUUCCCCCUCCAACCCGUUUCUGGAGGAAGAGGAAGCGAGCCGCAGGGAUGCUCGACCUUUAGAGAGAGCGCUGGAUAUGCUGAUGGUCACAACAUCCCGACGCUGCCCCCACAUGUUUAAUAUCACCAACAUGCGUGGGAAAGUCGCAAAGUUCUGCAUCUUCAAGACCGUUUACAGACUCGGGGAGGACAUCAUCGGCACAUUCAACUUCUCAGAGGGAGACAUUCCAUGCUUGCAGUACUCGGUGAGUCUUCAGAGUGAGGAGGAGAUCCAGAAGGAGUACCAGCGGCGUUCUGGGCAGGCCGUCAGUGUGACCGGCCACGGACGGCACAUGGAGUCCUGCCUCCACACGGCCUCCAGCCACUUCUCUCUCCCCAUCCCCCUGAACGUCACUCCAGGUUUCAGCACCGACAUAGUGAUCCUGAGGUGGCGGCUGCACUUCGAAUUCGUCACUGCCCGGGAGCCGAUGGAACCGCCCACAGUUCUGCAGAACCAAUCGGAGGUCACAGUUUGGAGCGGGGCGGAGCACGUCGACGUGGAUACCUUCAGCUGGGAUCUGCCAAUCAAAGUCCUGCCCACCAACCCAGCCUUAGCAUCCUACAUGUCCCACUUCACAGGGACCAACAGCAUUAAUAUCUGACUCGUACGUGUGAUCAUCAGGAGUUAAUGUGGUGGUUCUGAGGGCGUUGACAGAUGUUUGUGUGUGUGUGUGUGUGUGUGUGUGUGUUUGUGUGAGUGAAGGAGAGAGGGACAAUUUAUUUUCUCUCCAGAUGAGAAAUGGGUGAACAUUUCAGGACAAAGAGCAUAUUUUGUUAUUUCCAUUGUAUAUGCAGAGCCAGUGAUGGAUUCCAUAUGUAAGGACAGAGCUUAUGUUUUGCCUUUCACUCAUGCAUUUUCCGGUGCAUCUUAACUUCUAAUAGAUCCUUCAUUUUUGGACCUCAUUGAUCUCAUUAAGUGCUACUUUAUGCAUUUCUGUAUUUAUUUUAUUUCCUUAAUGAACUUGUACACUUGUCCUUUCUUAUUUUAUCAAACAGCAGUUUGUUAAUCAGUGUUUUUACCGUUUAACUGGUGUGUUUCUUCUUUAAGCUUGAGGAGAGGCUGUAUUGAGAUGUAAAUACUGCAAGAGAAAAAUGAAUUAAAAGUGUGAUAUAAAUUUUAAAA
Messenger RNA from Acanthopagrus latus (yellowfin seabream), 2108 nucleotides. It is a transcript of the gene rgp1, whose product is annotated as GP1 homolog, RAB6A GEF complex partner 1. The record is from RefSeq and is a predicted model, not a curated record. Gene Ontology annotation, cellular component: Golgi membrane; Ric1-Rgp1 guanyl-nucleotide exchange factor complex. The transcript has 9 exons. The coding region runs from base 427 to 1587 and encodes 386 amino acids. Gene Ontology annotation, biological process: retrograde transport, endosome to Golgi. Lineage: Eukaryota; Metazoa; Chordata; Actinopteri; Spariformes; Sparidae.